Molecule: messenger RNA, 1505 nt
Organism: Arabidopsis arenosa
Lineage: Eukaryota; Viridiplantae; Streptophyta; Magnoliopsida; Brassicales; Brassicaceae
Source: the annotation of a GenBank genome assembly
ACACAGAUAUCGACUCUAGGCGAUUCAAGUGAACCCUCAUCCUUAUAAUUUCCUCCUCAAGAUUUUGGAUAAAGUUUUGAUUUUUUUUGGUUCGCAAUGACGCUGCUCGAAGCUAUCUCCAACGCCGUGGCGAAUCAGGACAAGGUCGACUCGCAGUCCGAUUAUCCAUUCCCUCUUAGCCACGAUGGUAUCUUCGCGAAUCUGAAACCGAAGCUAGAAAACCCUAAUCUUGGUACCCUAAUCAAUCCAAUUUCCGGGUGGGGAAUCUCCGGAAGUGAUGUUGAAGUCAUCGAUUUGGGUAAAAAGUUUUCAUCUAAGCUCAAAAGGAAGCUUAAGGAUACUAACGGGUUUGUCAAAGAUGAGUUUGUCAAGAUGUUGAAGCAGUUUCUUGAGAAAAUUGGUGAGAAAGUUGGGAUUUCAGAGGCUGAGCCUGGGAUGGUUUUGGAGGAUCAAGCUGGUCUUGAAAUACAGAUACUGGUGGAGAAAAAUGGGUUUUUGAUGGGUAGAGAUGUAUCUGGUUUAGUGUUGAAAGGUUGUAUUAGUCUAGAGAUGUGGGAGCUAGUGGAAAUUUUGAUUUCAAACUCCUUGGUUGAUCAUUCUUCAUACUCUUAUUUAGUUAGCAAUCUUGUUGAGAAGCGAAGGUCAGAUUUGCUUUGCGUAGUGAUCAAAGAAGCUUCAGAUCUUGGGGCAACAGAGCUACUUUUGAUCUUGAAGUAUUUUCUUUGCCCAUCAAAGGAAGCAAUUACCACUAUGGCUAAGGUAAGAGAAGAAUGGGAGAGUCAGGCUAUGUUGGCUAUUGAAAAGUUGAGCAACACAGAGCUAUCAAAGAAGUCUAAAGUUGCUGAAGAGGCUUCGAUCUUGCUGAUGGUUGCUCAUGACGGGUUUUCUACCUCUGAGCUUUGCCUGCAUUACUUGUUAGCUUCACGGAAUGUUGAUGAAGUCAUGUUUGCAUCUGCAGUCAGUAAGUUGAAUGGCAAUGAGAUGAGUAGCUUUAUUCGAUACCUCUCUAAAUGGAUGAAGAAGUAUGAGAUGUUCCCUCAAGCUGGUCCAUGCCCUAAAGCCGCUUCCAAGCUUGGUUUGAAACUAUGCAACUGGGUUCCUGAACUCGCAGACAUAACCAAAUGUUUGGGACUUAUUAUCGAUGAGAACUUCUCCACUCUGGUUCUGUACUCGGAUUUGCAUGAAGAGCUAAAGUCUAUUGCAAGAGUAGCAGAUGGUUUAGCUUCAGAAUCAAAACUUUGCUGUUUUGUGGCUAAUGUGGUUGAAAGUUUGAAACUUGGAGCUGCCCGAAACUAGAUUUUCACAGUUCUUGGAGUUUUCAGAGUCUAGAUGGCGUUUGAUGCAACCCUGUUUUCACUUUUUAUAUGUUCUCCAGUGCCUUUUGUAUUUUCUAGUUUCAGUUCAUCCUUUUACUAAGUACAAUUUUGUUCGCUAUCUUUGAGAGUUUGUCUCCAAUCUCUGCACAUUGCCAAUCUCAUAUAGCCUACUAAAUUCUAAGAUCGACU